UCCUAGUCCAGCUCUGGCCAGCAGUGAUCAGUCCUUCACUCCAGAGCCACAGGAGAUGAUGAGGGAGAUGUGGCUAUCAUCCCGUGACAAUGUCAACCUUCUCUUUGAGAUAUGUCAUCAAGCUUUUCAUCUGCCAUUGUCUCAUCCAGGUGUUGUUAAUAAACUAACUGAAUUAUAUUCAUCAUGGGUGCAGGAUUCCAAUAAGCCGUUGUUUAUGGAGGCUCCUGCCCCUCCCAUCAUCGUAUCAUCACUUCCUGUCAGUCCAAGUCCAGCCCCUCCCCCCGCCCCCUCACUCUCAGUCCUCCCGUGGGAGGCCAUCAGUGGGUACAGUAAAUUUGACAGAUCUGAUGUGAGAGCUGGUCUCCAGUCCUCCUUAAAGAUGUUCAUAGCGCACACAAGUCAACUCUUCUUACACCAGCAGUCUGGUAGCAACGGGCAUCAAUUAGAGAUACAGGUGGACAGCGGUCGUAGGAUAUUGAAGUUAUACCAAGAGAUCGUGCAACAAUGGACACUGGACGGGGAAACGUGGUUGUACUUAUUGUCAGUAUUGCUACAUUUAACGAUAACAUUAUUGUAUGAUGAGUCAUCCCCUCCUCCUGAGAACAGAGACACUAGUCUAGGAGGAAGCAUAGCUGACCAGCUGCUGCAAGUAAUGGAGAUCAGUUUCUAG
This is a messenger RNA of Amphimedon queenslandica, 670 nucleotides long. Its product is annotated as ral GTPase-activating protein subunit alpha-1-like. NCBI's taxonomy places the organism in Eukaryota, Metazoa, Porifera, Demospongiae, Haplosclerida, Niphatidae. The record is from RefSeq and is a predicted model, not a curated record. The transcript has 4 exons. Bases 56 to 670 code for a protein of 204 amino acids.